AUGCAGCAGACGCAGCAGAUGCAGCAGACGCAGCAGACGCAGCAGAGGCCGCAGACGCCGCAGACGCAGCAGAUGCAGCAGAGGCCGCAGAGGCCGCAGACGCCGCAGAUGCAGCAGACGCAGCACACGCCACAGACGCAGCAGACGCAGCAGAUGCCACAGACGCCGCAGACGCCACACGCCACAGACGCAGCAGACGCCGCAGACGCAGCAGAUGCCACAGACGCCGCAGACGCCACACGCCACAGACGCAGCAGACGCAGCAGAUGCCACAGACGCCGCAGACGCUACACGCCACAGACGCUGAUAUGA
This is a messenger RNA of Knipowitschia caucasica, 312 nucleotides long. The record is from the annotation of a GenBank genome assembly. Lineage: Eukaryota; Metazoa; Chordata; Actinopteri; Gobiiformes; Gobiidae.